This is a messenger RNA of Ipomoea nil (Japanese morning glory), 627 nucleotides long. RefSeq lists its product as uncharacterized. NCBI's taxonomy places the organism in Eukaryota, Viridiplantae, Streptophyta, Magnoliopsida, Solanales, Convolvulaceae. The transcript is spliced from 2 exons. The record is from RefSeq and is a predicted model, not a curated record. The coding region runs from base 1 to 627 and encodes 208 amino acids.
AUGCCUAUAGGGGAAGAGAAGGCCUCUGGUGCACACUUUUAUGAAAAGUGGGGUGUUACAAUUGAGGCAUUUGGCUUCUCUGUUGGGAUUUGGGUGCUAUGGAAGGAAACUAUUCUGGUUGAUGUCCUAUUCACCCACCCACAAUUUGUGGCAGUUAAGGUUACAGAGAAUAACUCAUCUUCAAGGAAUCUUUCUCUGGUUUAUGGCAGCCCCUGCCAUUCUUUAUGGAAGGAUCUAUAUUAUGAAAUUACUCGUUGUGAGUUGAACUCCCAUGACGGAUGGUUAUCUAUUGGGGAUUAUAACUCGGUUGUUUCUAGUAAUGAAAUUUCGAAUAGGAAUAAUUUCUCUUCUAUUCGUUGUCCAGGUUUCAACGAGUGGAUUGUCUGGGAAGGUCAUAUCGAUAUUGGUUUUUCUGGCUUGAAAUAUACAUUGGCUAGAGGCGUCAAUUCCACCUCGUUUAAGGGCGCUAGAUUGGACCGGGCAAUUUGUAGCGUAGAGUGGAGACUCUGGUUCCCCGAUGCAGAAGUUAUUCAUUUGCCAAGAGUGAGUUCAGAUCAUACCCCCCUGCUGGUCCGUCUUUCACCCCCCAGUGUUUCAACUAGAGUGAUCGAAGAAAUUCAGGUUUAA